Anopheles darlingi is the source of this 2009-nucleotide messenger RNA. RefSeq lists its product as uncharacterized. The transcript is spliced from 2 exons. Lineage: Eukaryota; Metazoa; Arthropoda; Insecta; Diptera; Culicidae. The record is from RefSeq and is a predicted model, not a curated record. Bases 445 to 1896 code for a protein of 483 amino acids.
CGAACCAGCUCCGGUUCUACCGGAUGGUUACUGUAGAGGAUUUGCGGAGUAACCCUCAGCGUUUGUGCACGCGUGUGUGGCGCGACGAUACGCGAUGAUUAGGAAUUGUUUAAACCCCGUCGUUUCGCGGUGCGCCCGUACUGGAUCGUGAUUACCGCACUAACGCGCUGCUGCUGCUGCUGCUGCUGAUGCUGCUGCUGCUGCCGCGAUGAUAAUGGAUGUAACCUGCCCCGCCUAUUGUGUUGCGAUGAACGGAGGUUUUGUUCCGAAAGGUAAUGAUAGUAUCGACGCAGUAGCCAUCCUCCAGUAGUGCCCGGUAGUGUCCGGAGGGCACACGCGAUUCGCUUCAUUCAGUCUGAAAUCGGAGCUCAACCCAGUAGCACCGCCAACGUGGCCAGUGUCUCGGGUCUCUUUCUACCGUAGUGUAGUGCAUCCGCCACAAAGAUGCACCGGAACUCAAUCAGCUUGUUGUCGUGGUCGUCAUCGUCGUCGGUGCUAGUGAUGGCGCUCGCGGUCGCGCUAGUGACUGGUGUGUGGUUCGGCGACAAUUUGCUCGUUUCCGGUGCUACUACCCAAACGAAUCCGCUCGCCGAUGACGAGGAGGUAGCGAACGCGACAAUGGGACUGCUGGAGAACGUGGCAACGGCACAGGCCGCACUGGAGCGUUUCAAAGCGGACGGUGCAGCACCGUCGAUCGACUAUCUGCAGCUGGCAACGGUGGGGCUGAUGGAGUACGUCGGCAAUCUGACGGUCCGGUUCGAUGCGACGUUCAAGGAUUUCACCAACCGUGACCUGGAACCGAUACAGCACGCGCUGAUCGAAACCAUACGCUACCUGAACGGUUACGAUUCGGUUAACAGUAUCUCGAUGCUCCAGAACCUGGACUACAGCAUGUACAACCACAAUCUGCUCCGCUCGAUCAACAGCGAUCUGCGGAUCGGGUCGAUCGGUCUCUCGGAGGCACUGUUCAAUCAGCGCGAUGUCAGCGUGGCCGUGGACGAUGUGUACGCCGCCACCGAUAAGCUGCAGGAGAACGUACUCCGGUUGGCCGACGUCAUCGAGAAGGGUAGUGCGUGGACGCUGGAAACGAUGGCCCGUGCUCAAGCCGCCCAGGCCGGUUUCAAUGAGUCGAUCGACGCGUACAUUAACGGUUCGCUGACCGUACUGGACGAGUUGGGUGGCGAUCGGUUGGAUGAGUUGCGCAGCUUCGAGGAGGAUCUGUACCGUCGGUUCAAGGAGAGGAUCAGCACGACACCGUUGCCCAAAUCCACCACCGCCUACUUUAUCGCGCUCAAGAAGGCGAUCGAGAAUACGAUCCAAAAGAUACGGAUCAACUUCGAGAACCUGAAGCUGUACAAGCACCGUGACAUCGAGCAGUGGAAGACGCGCGGUUCGAUCGUCGCACCGAUCAGCUACAUGACCCAGGUCACGGUACAGGUCGCAUCGGAUCCGAUGCUAGCGAACGAUUGUACCGAGUCGUACAUCGAGAAGAUACUGGCCUUCCCGAACAUUACGCUCGCCCACGUGAACGGUUGUCUGGCGGAGCAGGGCGCUAGUGAGGAGAAAACGUUCGCGAUCGUCUCCCAGGUGCUCGACACCUACAUCGUCGGUGCGAUCAAUGCGUCGUACGCGGCGUUCGACAUUUGCUUCCGCUACGCACCCCGGAAGAUCAACAACUGUCUGGAGCUGAACGGCUACGAAAACAGCUGGGCAAAUGGGCGGAUCUAUGCGGCUGCGAAACAGAUCGAAAUGCUCGUCGAUAGCGAAAUACAGCACGGUUUCAACAACUGCGUGGCCCAGAACGGUUACUUCUUGAACUACCACAACAUACAGGAAAUGUGUAUCUACAGCAAGAAGCGAACGCGUUAUCGAAACCGUUGGUCGUCCAACAAAUAAAGUCAGCCCACGGCAAAAACCAAAACCCCAUUUUUUCAUCUGUGUGCAUCGCAUUAUUAUUGAUAUUGGUGGGGCACUGGUAGUUCUAUCAAAUAACCCGAGUUCAGGCCGGA